UGCCUUCUUUAUUUAAUCUCAGUAGUGCAACGCUUUAAUCAAUAACAAGUGUUUGGAAACUGCAGAUAAAAAAAACGAAUAUGUCUAAAGGUGAAAAGAAGCAGCUCAUCCGUCGGCAAAAAGAAAAUGCUGGUACGUUUUCAAAAAAAGAAUACGUCAUGACAGAUAAAAAAACGAAUAUUUCUAAAGGUGAAAAGGAGCAGCUCAUCCGUCGGCAAAAAGAAAAUGCUGGUACGUUUUCAAAAAAAGAAUACGUCAUGACAGUUGAUAAGAAGACCAUGAUGAGUCAGGGUAAAAUUGAGCAUCAGAUAGAAAUGGAAAAACUUUUUCCUGAUGGCAGAGGCCAUAAUCUGGUUCUUGUAAAAGAGGAUGUAAAUGCUACACAACAGCUUCCGGAUAAAUAUCGGGGUCAGUUUUAUUGUGGAACAAGCACGAUGGAUGGGAACUGUUUGUUUCACGCAUGUUCCUUGGCGGUAUGGGGUGACGAAUCGCAAUCUGCAAAAUUACGAAAAUACACUGCGGAUGAAUUGUUGACGAAUCCAGGGGAAUAUUGUACGAACCACCCUUAUAUAAAGCAUUUUGUUCAAAAACUAAAGUUAAAUAAUGACGAAUUAUUAGCAAUGUAUCAUGUUAUGUUUGAUGAUAGUGUAAAAACAAUUAAAUCAGAUACAUUAACUGAACGUAUAAGGGAUGAAGGACAAAAGACACAAAAUAAUGGACGAUAUUCCAGCUUGUUACAUGUGCUUGCAUUAAGUACUGUGUUACAAAGACCAAUACAAUCCAUAUAUCCAAAGGUACCAUGGAUUUAUCGAGAACUGUAUCAUGGUACAAUACAACCUUUACCUCGAAAACCAAAGGAACUUUUCGAAAUUACACCAAAGAAAAUAACUUUAUUCUGGACUGGAGUAUCCCAUGAUGAAGCAUCACUUGUCCCCACCCAUAUUGUUCCCGUAUUUAGUAAAAAUUUAUCAGAAACACCAAUAUCACAUAAUUUGAGUGUUUCCAAUAAAUCACUUUAUGCAUCGACAGUUAGUUCGAAUUCGAACCCAAAACCAAACCAAAACAUGUCAUCCGAUACGAGUCAUGUGACAAGUGAUUCUGGCCGGAAACAACCACUACGAUCGGACAAGUCGUCUGCGGUUAAUAUUGCAUCUAUUGAACAAGAUAAAAAAACGAAUAUGUCUGAAGGUGAAAAGGAGCAGCUCAUCCGUCGGCAAAAAGAAAAUGCUGGUACGUUUUCAAAAAAAGAAUACGUCAUGACAGAUAAAAAAACGAAUAUGUCUGAAGGUGAAAAUAAGCCGCUCAUUCAUGCUGGAACGAUUCCAAAAAAAGAAUACGUAAUCACAGCUGAUAGGAAGAUCACGAUUAGCCAGAUUAAAAAUGAGCAUCGGAUAGAGAUGGAAAAACUUCCGCCUGAUGACAGAUGCCUUAAUCCGAUGCUUGUAAAAGAGGAUGAAAAUUCUACAAUAAUGCUUCGGGAUGAAUAUCAGAGUCAGUUUUAUUUUGGAACAAGCACGGGGGAUGGAAAUUGUUUGUAUCACGCAUGUUCCUUAGCGAUAUGCGGUGACGAAUCGCUAUCUGCAAAAUUACGACAAGACACGGCGGAUGAAUUGUUGAAGAAUCCAGGGGAAUAUUGUACGAACCAUCCAUAUAUAGACCGCUUUGUUAAAGAAAAAAACUUAGACAAUGACGCAAUAUUAGCAAUGUAUCAUGUAAUGUUUGAUGAUAGUGUAAAAGCAAUUAAAUCAGAGGAAUUAAUUGAACAUAUUAGGGAUGAAGGCAAAAAGACACAAAGUGAUAGACCAUGGUCAAGCUUGUUACAUGUGCUAGCCUUAAGUACUGUGUUACAAAGACCGAUACAAUCCAUAUGCCCAGAGGUACCAUGCAAUUAUCGAGAACUGUAUCUUGGUACAAUACAACCUUUACCUCGAAAACCAAAGGAAAUAACUUUAUUCUGGGGAGUAUCACGUGUUGGAUCAUCACUUGUCCCCAGCCAUAUUGUUCCAAUAUUUAGUAAACAAGACAGAGGCCUUAAUCCGUUGCUUGUAAAAAAGGAUAAAAAGGCUACAAAAAUGCUUCCGGAUCAGAGUCAGUUUUAUUGUGGAACAAGCACGGGGGAUGGGAAUUGUUUGUAUCACGCAUGUUCCUUAGCGAUAUGCGGUGACGAAUCGCUUUCUGCACAAUUACGACAAGACACGGCGGCUGAAUUGUUGAAGAAUCCAGGGGAUUAUUGUACGAACCAUCCAUAUAUAGACCGCUUUGUUCAAGAAAAAAACUUAGACAAUGACGCAAAAUUAGCAAUGUAUCAUGUUAUGUUUGAAGAUAGUGUAAAAGCAAUUAAAUCAGAUGAAUUAAUUGAACGUAUUAGGGAUGAAGGCAAAAAGACACAAAAUGAUAGACGAUGGUUCAGCUUGUUACAUGUGCUAGCCUUAAGUACUGUGUUACAAAGACCAAUACAAUCCAUAUGCCCAGAGGUACCACGCACAUUUCGAGAACUGUAUAAUGGAACAAUACAACCUUUACCUCGAAAACCAAAGGAACCAAAGGAAAUAACUUUAUUCUGGACUGGAGUAUCACGUGUUGGUGCAACACUUGUCCCCAGCCAUAUUGUUCCCGUAUUAAGUAAACAAGAUAACAUGAACACAGAUUCUACAAUUUUCAAAGGAUGUUUGACCUGCCAAAAGAAGAUACCAGUGUAUGAAACAAAAUGCUUAACCAAAGGCUGUUCCAAUCAUGUCGAUCCAGGAUAUUUGAAAAUUGAGCAAGGAGACCACAUAGAGGUCCCUGCUGAAGGAUGCUGUGGGCUCUUCAUUAACCACCACGCUAUCGUAGACUCAUUUGAGUGUAGCAACAAUGGAAAUGGAAAAAUCCAGGUUAUAGACGUUCCAUAUAAACCAACAGAUAGCAAGUUAAUUAUUGAGAAUCAUACUUUACAAUACAAAGAUAACAUUGACUUGAGUACUGUAAAAAUAAUUAAAUAUAAAAGGCCCUUGAAUGACAAAAAAGAAACGCACAAAAGAGCGAAACAACAUAUAUCUAAGGAUUUGGUAGAUGAAAAAUACCACCUCUUCGUUCGAAACUGUGAACAUUUUGCAUCGACGUGUGUUAACGGUAAUGAUCCUAUUACCAUUGACAACAAAUUUACACAUGCUGCGUCUCUGCAGACGAUCCGAUGUGUUGUCAUACUUUUUCAUGCGUUUUGCCUUCUAACCAUGUCUGCCAUGUAUCUUGUUAAUGUAUUAGUUUAUAUUGGUUUUGUAGGUGAUGAUGAAAGACUGAAACAAGCGUUUUGUUUAUUUAAAUCAUGUUACAUAGGUAAAAAUCAUGGUUUCACGAACACUAUUUGCGACUGGGAGAUAUUGGCAGGAUAUGCAGUAUUAUUGUUUGUUAUUUCAUGUGUAAUAACUCUGUAUCGGUGUAGGUGUGGAUUGUGGAUUGGUGAUUGCGAAUGCGGGUGUGGAAGACAUCGGCGGAUGUGUUUUCAAUGUAUAUGGUCUUCAUUCAUUGUUAUGAUUUCCAAAAUACUAUGCAUUUCUGCAAUGGAGUCAAAAAAUUUCCUUUUAGAGCGUUUUUGGUUACAGAUUUACCAACCAUUGAGUUUUGGAUGGUUCAUUACCAUACUGCUUUUAACAGUUAUUAUUGAGUCGUUAAUUGUAUACUUUUUAGCUUCUUACUAUUUUGCCAAAAUAUUGGUCUGGUUGUUCGGUAAAUGUGUGAAUAUAUUAUUAUGCAAAUGUUGGUGCGAGGGAUGUUGUUGCGAAAUGUAUGAACAGUUCGUUAAAUGUAUAUGUGGAUGUAUUGAUGAAGAUUCACAUGACUAUUGUGUAAGACAUGGAUUCGUUUAAUCUCUAAACCAACAAUUGAUUGGAGUGACAAUGUUGCUAAAUUAAACAAUUAAUCCAUAUUGUUUUGUUCUAAAUAUCAUCGUUUGGAAAAAAGGUAAUACCUGACAAAAACCAAUGAUUUCCUUUAUUUAACAGUAUAGUUUUGAUGUUGUUUGUUAAAAGACAUUGACAGACCAAUAUAUUUAAAUUUAAUAACUUAAACGAAGCGUGUAAUGCAUAUGUGUAUUUGUAAUAUCGUUCCUGAUAAAUCAACUAUAUGUGACCUGUGAUGCUUAAAUGAAACUAUUGCUUUCUUGAUUAAAAUUCAAAAUACAUUCAGAUAAAUGUCCUACCAGUGUAUAUUACAUUUUUAUUUGAUAAUAAUUUGAACGUUUCCCUAUUGAACACUGUUCGCCUUUCAACAUUUAUAACAUACAUCUUUAUGCUUCUAUGUUGUAAUUGUUGUUUGGAUAACAUCGAUUGUUCAUUUUAAAUGUAUAUGCUCAAUCGGUAUCAGUGUAUACCAGACGGCGGUACAUUUGUAUUGUCAUAAUCUGAUUGAGAGUUGAAUUAAUUAAUAAAUUAUAGACUCAUGAA
Dreissena polymorpha is the source of this 4421-nucleotide messenger RNA. RefSeq lists its product as uncharacterized. Gene Ontology annotation, molecular function: cysteine-type deubiquitinase activity. Bases 81 to 3845 code for a protein of 1254 amino acids. The transcript is spliced from 17 exons. Gene Ontology annotation, biological process: regulation of transcription by RNA polymerase II; protein deubiquitination. Gene Ontology annotation, cellular component: chromatin. Lineage: Eukaryota; Metazoa; Mollusca; Bivalvia; Myida; Dreissenidae. The record is from RefSeq and is a predicted model, not a curated record.